AUGGCCACCUUGAUCUAUGGUGCAGAUACAGUCGGUGACAAUGAAAUGCCGACUUAUCGAGGGCGCCACCAGAAAUCCGGUUUCGUUGGCAAAGGGAUACGUACUGGGCGGAACUAUAGCAAUGGCACUUCAGAAGAGAGAUGCAGUACUUUGGCCAAACUGGACAUCAAGCCCAAGGGCGCCGCAAUAGACACUAGGCCAAUUAGUCGCCAUCGUCACUGUAAUUUCGGGAUGGGCGUUCACACUAGCGGUCUCACAGGGCUGCAGUUUAAAAGCCGAGUAAUCAUGAGGCUCAGAGAGUUGCGCAAGCCUCUUGUUCCGUAUAAGAUCCGCGUGUUUUCUCCUUCGCAUCUAGAUGUAAAUGAACUGUAUCAGGAAGGCUUUUUCUCAAUUAACGGAACAUCCCAGCGAAGAAUUAACUUGGCCUGGGUAAUUUUUACACUUGGGAGCAGUGACGAUUGCCAAGAGCAAUGGGUAGAUCAGAUCAACGGUGUACUAGUAAGGGCUUCAGAAUUCCCUGGAGAGGCCCGGGAACUCAGUACUCAGGCCUCAGGUACAAGUAUUGCAUCUCCUAAAUUGCAAGCCAAGUACAAAAACUGGGAGAUCGCCUCCAAGUCAUCACGAGACUCCUUGGUUAAGCACGAAGCGGAAUUUCGUUAA
This is a messenger RNA of Suillus discolor, 660 nucleotides long. RefSeq lists its product as uncharacterized. The coding region runs from base 1 to 660 and encodes 219 amino acids. Lineage: Eukaryota; Fungi; Basidiomycota; Agaricomycetes; Boletales; Suillaceae. The record is from RefSeq and is a predicted model, not a curated record. The transcript is spliced from 9 exons.